AUGAUCGUGUACCGCGGGGCGCCCGAGCCGCUGACGCCCCCGCACUCCAGCCCCGAGAGUCUGCCCGUGGACCACCGCUUCCCGCCCUCGCUCCUAGCGAGCAUCCCCAAGUGCGGCGGCUGCCAGCAGCUCAUCCUGGACAGGUUCAUCCUGAAGGUGCUGGACCGCACGUGGCACGCCAAGUGCCUCAAGUGCAGCGAGUGCAGCGGACAGCUGAGCGACAAGUGCUUCGCGCGCAACGGCCAGGUCUUCUGCAAGGAGGACUUCUUCAAGCGCUACGGGACCAAGUGCGCGGGCUGCGAGCAGGGAAUCCCCCCCACGCAGGUGGUGCGACGCGCGCAGGAGCACGUGUACCACCUACAGUGCUUCUCCUGCGUCAUGUGCAGCCGGCAGCUCAACACGGGGGACGAGUUCUACCUCAUGGAGGACCGCAAACUCGUCUGCAAGCCGGACUACGAGGCCGCCAAGUCCAAAGACGGUGCGUGCCUGGACGGGGACCAGCCGAACAAGCGGCCGCGGACGACGAUCACGGCGAAGCAGCUGGAGACGCUGAAGCUGGCGUACAACAACAGCCCCAAGCCGGCGAGGCACGUGCGCGAGCAGCUCAGCCAGGACACCGGCCUCGACAUGCGCGUCGUCCAGGUCUGGUUCCAGAACAGAAGAGCGAAGGAGAAGCGGCUGAAGAAGGACGCGGGCCGGACGCGCUGGAGCCAGUACUUCCGGUCGAUGAAGGGCGGGUCGUCGCCGCGGCAUGACAAGCUGCACGACAAGGACGACAAGCUCGACCUCGACUCCAACUUCAGCCACACGCACGACCUGAAUAGCAAUGACAGCUACAGCACGGUGGUGAAUAUGGGCAUGGACGGUGAGGGAUCGAGCCCGCAGUCAGGCAGCAGCCGUCCUGCAGGGCACUUCCUGCAUGGAGGCGGCACCGGCCCCGGCACACCGCCCUACCUGUCGGCCAGCCACUCCCCCACAGCACUGGGACCUGCCUUCCCGUAUGCUGGUGACGGUCUCGCUGUCUACACCACGCUCGGUCAAGGACCACCUCCAGGGCACCUCCCACCAGGCCACCCUGGCCUGGCUAGUGGUCCAGCCUCUGAUCUCAGCAACAGCAGCAGCACUCACGGAUACCCCGAUUUUCCACCGAGUCCUGACUCCUGGCUGGGCGAAGUCGGAUCAGCACCCCCACCAGGUCCACCGGGGCCACCUGCACCGCAGCCAUACUGACCCCGCCACCCUACUGCCAGGCAUCGGCCUGCAUCCUAGUGACUGUCUAAUGAGAGUGGAAAGCUGCACAGUUGAUUCCUGCACAGACUGUUAUUAAAUUGCAUUAAGUUGUCUAUUGGGCUAAGAUUGCAGGAAUAUUUCAGCUACUAUCUCUGGGUUGUGGAAAGUGGUGUACACUUCUGUAUAAUAGACACUGUACCCUAAAAUUCGUGUGGAUGGAACACUAAGAAUUUUUAUUUAUUUCCUUUGGCUGUGGUGCACCAUGCAGCAAAUAACUAAUUUCGUGAAUACCACAUCUGGCACACAAUUCACUGCAUAUCUCCACUUUAUCAGAUGCCAUAUUUGCUGUAACAAUUUUUCGAAACAACAUAGUUUUGGUGUCAAUAGCAACAAUGGCUCUAAAUUUUGAUGUGACUUUGUCCUAAUACUGUUCCAUUAUUCAUCAAAAGAUUUAGAUAUUUUUCAGUAAGAAGAAGUUUCAUUUCAUCUGACUUGUUUUGCUUAGU
This is a messenger RNA of Schistocerca americana (American grasshopper), 1736 nucleotides long. RefSeq names its product LIM/homeobox protein Lhx3 (gene Lim3). Lineage: Eukaryota; Metazoa; Arthropoda; Insecta; Orthoptera; Acrididae. Gene Ontology annotation, biological process: neuron differentiation; regulation of transcription by RNA polymerase II. The transcript has 7 exons. Gene Ontology annotation, molecular function: RNA polymerase II transcription regulatory region sequence-specific DNA binding; DNA-binding transcription factor activity, RNA polymerase II-specific. Gene Ontology annotation, cellular component: nucleus. The coding region runs from base 1 to 1230 and encodes 409 amino acids. The record is from RefSeq and is a predicted model, not a curated record.